This is a messenger RNA of Anopheles aquasalis, 830 nucleotides long. RefSeq names its product MARVEL domain-containing protein sing (gene sing). Gene Ontology annotation, cellular component: membrane. NCBI's taxonomy places the organism in Eukaryota, Metazoa, Arthropoda, Insecta, Diptera, Culicidae. The record is from RefSeq and is a predicted model, not a curated record.
UGUCGCGCCGACAGUCAUCGACGAGCCGACCUCAGUCUGUUCAGUGAUGCCGCACGCCGUGAUCCGUAUGCCGGCGGGCGCUGUCGGUGCCGGUACCGGUGCCGGAGUGGGCCGCGGUGGCCAUCUGAACGAGCAGCAGAACCGUGGCAUUCGCAUCGGUUGCUGUCGCGUCUGCACGUGUGUUAAUCUGCACUUUCUGCUGUCGAAGAACGGUAUCCUGAAGUGUUUCGAGCUGAUCCUCGGGUGGUUCUGCCAGACCAUGUUGAUCCAGUUUGGGCUCGACACGGCCAAGGAGAUUGGUGAGGCGUUCCUCGGUUUUCUCACCUGCUGCUCGGCCUUCCUCAUAACCACCAGCACGCUCCUGUUAUGUUACACCAUCUCGGCUCGCACCUUCCACCUGGUGCGGCAGUCCAUCUUUGAGGUAGUGUAUAAUGGGCUUGCCUGCGCGAUGUACCUGAGUGCCGCUUCGUACCUUGGUUUCGCCGUAAAUGUGUUUCUGUAUCCGAAGUUUCUGAUCUUCAAAAACACCGGUGGCAUCCAUAGCGCUUACCCCGCCAUGACGGCCGUUUAUUACAUGGGCGGUAUUGUGGGGCUGGUGUACGGUGUGGACGCAUUCGUUGCCUUCCGGCAUCUGAAGGGAUACUCGUGAGACGCGGUGGUGACUGGAUAAUGUUGCUCCAGCAGUCAUGGCAGAAGCAGAAGCAGAAGCAGAAGGCUCCAGCAGUCAUGGCAGCCGUGCGUCGGCGCUUCCUGGUUCGAGUGUGUAUGGUACAUGUGUGCAUGUGUUGCUGCAGUUAGUGUAAGAUAAAUUGAAAAUGUAAAAAGUAUUG